This is a messenger RNA of Exophiala viscosa, 1360 nucleotides long. Its product is annotated as Mg-dependent DNase. Gene Ontology annotation, molecular function: 3'-5'-DNA exonuclease activity. The coding region runs from base 50 to 1210 and encodes 386 amino acids. The record is from RefSeq and is a predicted model, not a curated record. The transcript is spliced from 4 exons. NCBI's taxonomy places the organism in Eukaryota, Fungi, Ascomycota, Eurotiomycetes, Chaetothyriales, Herpotrichiellaceae. Gene Ontology annotation, cellular component: cytosol.
ACCCGGCCUUCUGUCCCUAAACAUCCACACGAUAAAGUGCAUCAAACUGAUGCCAUUACGGAUCCAGACACAUUCUAAAUUAAGUCCUACACAUCUCUUGAGGCUCUCAGCCUCAUCGUUCGUGACUCUUUGUUCGGGGGCCAAUACCACUGGGAAGCGCGACACUGUUCGAAGAUGGCACGGUGAAUGGCCAGUUUGUACAUUCAAUCAUCAAUCCAGGAGGGCUAGUCACGCAACAAUGGCAGACACCAAACCGUUGAGGUAUGCAGACGUCGGCAUUAAUUUAGGAGAUCCAGUGUUUCGAGGAAAAUACCAUGGCAAAAAGGCACACGAAGAUGACCUGGACGAUGUCGUCCAGCGAGCGCUCGACGUUGGCUGUACGAAGCUGAUGAUUACUGGUUCCAAUCUCAAAGAGUCUCGGCAUGCUGUCGAGUUAGCUGAAAAAUAUCCUGGCCAUUGUUAUGCAACUAUUGGAGUCCAUCCUUGCUCAACGCAGGACUUUGACCGUCAUCCAGGCGGUCCCGAUAACAUGAUAAGGGAUCUUCGUGCUCUGGCAGUCGAAGCGAAGCAAAAGGGUCAUGCUGUCGCCUUUGGGGAGAUUGGUCUAGACUACGAUCGACUAUUCCUGUCGCCCAAAGAUGUCCAGCUCAAGUACUUUGAGCUUCAACUUGAUCUGGCCGAAGAACUGCAGUUGCCCCUGUUUCUCCAUUCGAGAGCAGCUGGUGAAGACUUCGAGCGUAUCAUGACGGCUCGCCUGGACAAGCUGCCCAAGAGAGGACUGGUACACAGCUUCACGGGAACGAUACCAGAGUUGGACUCGCUGGUCAAUUUAGGAUUCGAUAUUGGAGUCAAUGGGUGCAGUAUGAAAACGGAGGAAAACUUGGAAGCAGUGAAAGCAGUUCCCCUGGACAGGCUACAGAUCGAGACUGAUGGACCCUGGUGUGAAAUCCGGCCAUCGCAUGCUUCAUCGCAGUAUCUGACAGAUGGACCUGCCGUACCCAAGGCAGUGAAGAAGGAAAAAUGGCAAAAGGGGCUGAUGGUAAAAGGACGGAAUGAACCGGCAACGAUUGUACAGGUUGCACAUGUGGCGGCCAAGGUCAAGGGGAUUUCAGUGGAAGAAUUGUGUGAGGCUGCCUGGAAGAACUCGCUGGGAAUGUUUGGUUUGGGUGAGAGUGAGCAGUCCGGAUUGAGUAAUGGUGCGCGUGAAUAAUGCUAUAUGUCCUGUAGGCUGCAACAGAACACAAAUAUAGAACCAUAGAUCAACCUUGGGGGUGGCGUGGGGAUCAACCAGGAAUGUGGACUCCUCCUGAUGAUUACAGUACCUUAGGUAGAGUCAUAGACAUGAAGAUUACGAAUGCCU